AUGGCAGAUGCCACGCUGCGCACUGCCGUUGUAGAAGAACCGCCUUCCUCCCCGCCCUCGACCCGCCCCGCCUCCGAGCCGCCAAGCAUCUGGGAUUUACCUCCAAUUCCGCACGUCGACAGGACGAACGGCCAGGCCAUGCCAAGCUCGUUCACAGUUGAGGAGGAGCCUAGUGAAUCAGGUAUCACUAAUUCCUCAGCCGUCGCCCUACCUACGCGGGUUGCCAUGCAGGCCGCCGUGCGUGUCAGAUCUGCGCCGGAGAGCGGGCCCAUUUCUAUCGCCAUGGACGGGCCGAACCCCUCGCCGCACUUUGUGUCGCUGGAGAAUGUGGCGAGGCUGUAUUUGGAGAUGAAGAAUGAGCGGGACUUUUUGGUCAGGGAGAGCGCCUCUAUUUUCAAUGAUCGCGUUGCCGUCGUGUCGCAGUUGCGGCAGCUUGAGCUCCAGCUCAAUGAGUUGCUCCAACAAAAGGGGCGCUUAGAGGAGAACUUAGACACCCUGGGUCUUCGGGACGAAGAAAACAGAGAGAAGAUCGCCGCUCUUGACGAGAAGGUGGCCAACAUUUCGACGGAAUCGCAGCGUUUCGAGGCUACUGUCCGCGGGCUCAAGGGCGACUCGCAUUCCGUGCAGUCGCGCGGCGCCGCGUCCCGCCCGCGACCACGGCCGAGCGCUGCUUGCGAGCGUACCCUGUACGGACACACGGGAAACGUCUUGGGUGUCGAUGUGUGCGAGAACACCAAUGUGCUUAUUACCGCAAGCUCAGACAGAUCGCUGCGAACGUGGGACUUGUCCACAGGGCGCAGGCUUGACACUUUAUACGGACACGAGGGCUGGGUUCAUGCGGUCGCGUUUGCAGAAUCCGGCGAUGCAGCCGUGUCUGGGUCUGGGGAUAAGACAGUCAAAGUCUGGGAUUUAAAUGGUGCACGAGGACGCGGCACAUGUCGAGCAACUCUGCGCGGGCAUGAAGCGGGUGUGACUUGCGUGCAAUUGGACGACGAGGACGUUUUAGUUUCAGGUUCGCUUGACCAGACUUUGAGGCGUGUGGACUUGAAUGCCAGCGGCGACAAUUGUUCCGUGAUCCAAGGUCACGAGAGCGGUGUGUAUUGCUUGCAGUUCGUUCGUCAUGGUCUUGCUUCAGGUGGUGGUGACAGUCUAAUCAGGAUGUUCGAUAUUCGGACAGGGAGGUGCCAUCGCACAUUGCAGGGUCAUUCUGGCGGUGCUGUGCGCGCUUUGCAGUUUGAUGAUAACCAUCUAAUAUCAGGAGGCACAGAUCAUGAUCUGCGAUUUUGGGAUCUUCGGACAGCGAGCUGCACCGCAGUGGUGGAUGUGGGUUGUCGGGUGAAUGCGUUGAAAUUUGAUCAGGAGCGUGUGUAUGUGGGAUGCGCGGACAGGACACUGAAGGUGUACAAUAUGGAGUCAAAGAAGCUAAUGGCGGAACACGGAGGUCACCUAGGGCCGGUUAUGAGUUUAGCCGGCCACGGAAAUCAAUUUUUUACUGGGUCCACCGACCAAACAACAAAGGUAUGGAAUCUAGGUGGAUCAAAGUAGGAUAGAGGGGGGCGGGGAGCGGGCCCAAGACGCUUGAAGUAUUUAGCUCAAGGUUACAAAACGGGUUCCUAAUCUGUUUAUCAUUCCUACUCUUUUUGCAAGGAAGCCCAGUUGCACGUGCAUUUUUUCGGCUUAUUGCUACUAUACUAAACACCUGUUGUACAU
Chondrus crispus (carragheen) is the source of this 1710-nucleotide messenger RNA. Its product is annotated as WD40-repeat containing protein. Bases 1 to 1545 code for a protein of 514 amino acids. Gene Ontology annotation, molecular function: protein binding. Lineage: Eukaryota; Rhodophyta; Florideophyceae; Gigartinales; Gigartinaceae. The transcript is spliced from 2 exons. The record is from RefSeq and is a predicted model, not a curated record.